CCGCUCUAUGAAAGCCAACGAUCAAAACAAUCAGCCUCUAGCCUCCUACUGCAAUUUUUCGCAUCCGCCGUUCCUGCAUGCGCCCGCUUUACUUUCGAUAGGAGCGCCGAAGCGAAGUGCAGAGUAAACGAGGAGGGCGAACGCGUAAACACAUAUGCUCUUUUAGGCGCCAAGACAAAACAUAUGCCCGUCGCUCUUACAAGACUCACCGGACUCACGAGCAGCGCCAGAAUAUCGUCGUGCUUUGCCGGCAUAUAUAGAGCAAGAAGAGCUCCUUUGGCCGGGUUCUCGCACGCACGACGACAGCGCGCGAUCGUGUCAGCGAGGAGCUACUGCGAGUUGUCUUCAGCCUUGAACGUCGCUCGAAGUCGUAGCGUGCAGCAAGACGCCUUCGGCAUGGACGCGGAGAGAGGCACCGCCGCGGGAGUUCUGAGGGCGUGGGACUUCAACGUAACUCCGGACGACUUGCACACCAGGGCGUCCAAGAUCAUGGACGAGUGCCGCAAGAUAUGCGACACAGUCGGCGCCUUGCGGGGUGACGAGAUCACCUUCGAGUCUGUGCUUGAUGAAAUCGCAGAGGGCCAACGUAUAUUUGCCAACGAGAAGCUCUACCUCGAGCUCCCAAUGUAUGUUUCAGCCAGGAAGGAACUUCGUGACGCCAGUGCCAAGGUGUCGAGCAAGCUCAACGAGUUUCAAAUCGAGAUUGACAUGCGGACUGACAUCUUUGAGAAGCUGCUUGUGCUGGAGAAGAAGGACAUCAGCUGCCUUUCGCCAGAAAAGAAACGAUUCCUCGAAAAACUCAUCAAGCUGCGCAAGAGAGAUGGUCUCCAUCUGGACGCGGAAGUGCAGAAGCAGGUGAAGCAGCUCAAGAACGAAAUCAGCGAGCUCGAGGUGAAGUACAGCAAGAACUGCAACGAGGAGAACACGGUGCUCGAGUUCACCGAAGAACAGCUGAAGGGAAUGCCCGAGGACUUUGUCAAAAGCCUCGAGAUGGUCGAGUCUGGCAAACGGAAGGUGACGCUGAAGCAUCCGCACGUGAUGCCCAUCAUGAAGAUGGCUGCUGACCCUGAGACUCGAAAGAAGGUCAACUUUGCCUACGAGUCCAGGUGCAUUGCGGAGAACAUACCACUACUUGAGAGGGCCAUAUCUCUAAGACACAAGAAAGCACAGAUCCUCAGCUACCCGACGCACUCUGACUUCAUCACCGAGUUGCUGAUGGCACGAUCGGCCGCAAACGUUCGGCAAUUCCUCACCGAACUGGCCGACAAGCUGCAACCACUGUGGGAGAAGGAAAAGAAAGUGCUGCUUGAGCUGAAGGAAGAAGAGUGCAAGCGCCACGGAAUCCCCUUUGAUGGCGAGCUGCACCUUUGGGACGUGGACUUUUACAAGAAUCUGGUGGAGGAGCGACACUACAAGGUGGACCAGGAGAAGCUGCGGGCGUACUUUCCCCUGGACGUUGUCAUGAAAGGCAUGUUCGGCAUAUACGAGCUUUUGUUGAGGCUAAAGUUUGAAGAGAUCGAGAAUCCCGCUCUGUGGCACCCCGAGGCUCGUAUGUUCAAGGUGACCGACAGCGACAGCAAGGAGCUACUUGGGUACUUCUUUAUGGAUCUGUUCCCGCGAGAAGGCAAAUACGGCCACUUCUGUAACAUUCCGCUGCAGCCAGCCUGCCGCAAACAGGACGGCUCCAGACAGGUUGGCGUGGUAGCCGUCAUCUGCAACUUCCCAAAGCCCACAGCGGACAAGCCGUCCCUCCUGGCCCACAGUGACGUGCAGACGUUCUUCCACGAGUUUGGCCACACCGUGCACCACAUUUGCAGUCGGGCUGAGCUAGUCAUGUUCGAGGGCAUGACGGUGGAGCGUGAUUUCCUGGAGUGCCCUUCCCAGAUGCUGGAGAACUGGUGCUGGGACAUGGAAGGCCUGAGCCGCAUGUCCAAGCACUACGGCUCGGGCGAGCCACUUCCCAAGGAGUUGGCCGACCCGCUGAUUGCCUCGCGGCUCGCCAACGUAGGCCAGUUCAACUUGUUCUAUAUCAACAGCGCCAUGUUUGACUUGGAACUACACGUCAGGCCACAGGCGGAGACGGCCAGGCUGUACAAUGACAUCCAGGAAAGGAUUCUCGGCUACAGGUCACAGGACGGGACUAACUUCGCAGCCAAUUUCCUCCACCUGAUGGAAGGCUAUGACUCUCGCUACUACAGCUACUUGUGGAGUGAAGUGUACAGCAUGGACUUGUUCGACACACGUUUCAAGAAAGAGGGCAUCCUGAACCCCAAGACCGGCAUGGACUAUCGGAAGCACAUCCUCGAGCCUGGCUCAACCAAGGAUGCUGACGAGCUGCUGAGGAACUUCCUGGGCCGGGAGCCAAGAAUAGACGCCUUUUUCGUGAGCAAGGGUCUGGCACCUCCAAGCUGAUGUCACUUCUAGGUUUCGUCAGGUCCUUUUCAAACACUUGCGUCCAGUGGUCUUUUUCCUAUAUAACUUUAUAAAAGUUCAGACUGGACCCUCAACCUCAUCAAAAGCUUCCAAUAGAUCUGUAUUGUUUGGAGAAGAAAACCAAAGUGCUUUGUUCCUUCUUAUGUGCCAUGAUGGUGUCACGUCCUUGACAGGCAAUGCAAAUCCAUGAAUUAACUGUGCCAUGGCAUCGAGAUGUGCUUUUUUGUACUCGAAUGUCUGGUCAAAUAAAGGACUUUGGAUGUUCUGUCGUA
This is a messenger RNA of Rhipicephalus sanguineus (brown dog tick), 2705 nucleotides long. RefSeq names its product thimet oligopeptidase-like. Gene Ontology annotation, cellular component: mitochondrial intermembrane space. Gene Ontology annotation, molecular function: metalloendopeptidase activity. Gene Ontology annotation, biological process: peptide metabolic process; proteolysis. Bases 184 to 2412 code for a protein of 742 amino acids. The transcript is spliced from 16 exons. The record is from RefSeq and is a predicted model, not a curated record. Lineage: Eukaryota; Metazoa; Arthropoda; Arachnida; Ixodida; Ixodidae.